AUGUUAUGUAAAAGAACGUUAACAACCACCAAUUUUGCACUGGUAAAACGAAGAAGGAUCGAAUCUUCACAUGAUGAAGUUCCACAAAUUAGGUCAGUGGGUAACAAGACACCUAAAAUCCAUCCAAUAGAUGAUUCAAACAUGGAAGCACCGUUAGAGUUUUACCUUAGCGAUGGAGUAGAGGUCAAUCAAUUACCUCAUAUUUUCACCUCGUUAGACAAUUAUGAUGAUGUCUCGGCUUCAUAUCUUUGUCAAUUAUUCACUGAACCUUCAAUAGAUAUCCCAUUCCUAGUAGAGACUUUCCAACCAAAUCUUCUUGAUAUUUUAACAAAAAAUAUUGUACUUAACCGUCAUAGAAAUCAACAGUUUGUGUCAUACAAUACGAAAAUCUUCUGUCAAAUGAUGCAACAUGACCAAUACAAGCUUCAAGCGGUGGAAAUGGGAUGCAUCGAAUUGCUACUAACUGCGUUUCAACCGCAUUGGUGUGAUACAAUUUACGAUAUUUUAGAGCUGGCUUUGAUUAAUAUGACUCCUACCAAUCGGUUGAUUAGAAAACUUAUUCUUGAAAGUCUGGACUUGACGAAAAUAAGAGUAACCCAAAGAUCAGAAAGAAUAUUUCGAAUUCUAGAUGGAUAA
Messenger RNA from [Candida] anglica, 636 nucleotides. The record is from the annotation of a GenBank genome assembly. Lineage: Eukaryota; Fungi; Ascomycota; Pichiomycetes; Serinales; Debaryomycetaceae.